AUGUCUACCCUUAUCCAGCGGCCGAUCGAGCCAAACUAUCCCAUUCCGGAUACUGGCCCAAGUCAACCACCGCCAGUCUACGAUCCAACGCUUUCUAGCUUUGGUCCAGACCCUCUGGGCCCCUGGGGCCCGUUACCUGGCCCAACGCCGGGUCCGCAGCCAGAUGGCCCGGAUUUUGGGCCAUUGCCUCCAGUCUACACUUAG
This is a messenger RNA of Fulvia fulva, 204 nucleotides long. RefSeq lists its product as uncharacterized. The record is from RefSeq and is a predicted model, not a curated record. Bases 1 to 204 code for a protein of 67 amino acids. The transcript has a single exon. NCBI's taxonomy places the organism in Eukaryota, Fungi, Ascomycota, Dothideomycetes, Mycosphaerellales, Mycosphaerellaceae.